Molecule: messenger RNA, 1502 nt
Organism: Symbiodinium necroappetens
Lineage: Eukaryota; Dinophyceae; Suessiales; Symbiodiniaceae
Source: the annotation of a GenBank genome assembly
GAGCUGUGUCAAUGUCUGCGGGGGAGCAGAAGCUUCUUGAAGUGCUAUCGGGCAUGCAGCAGACCCAAGCACUUCUUGCGCAAAUGUUCCAGCAGCAGAGUGCAGGAUCGAGCCAAGCUUCGGCUGCAGAGUUCGGUUGCAAGAGUAGAGAUGAGGAGUUGGUGCGUUGGGCGACGUGGUCUUGGGAGUUUGAACAGUAUUUAGGAACCUUGGAUCGUGAGUACAUUCUUGAUUUCAAGCGUUUGGCUGAUCAUCCCAAGAAGGAAAUUGUUUUCGGAACACUUUCCAGUGCCGAGCAGGACAGGGCACGGAUCAUGUAUGGGCUGCUGGCAUCCCUUGUCAAUGACAGAUUGCGGCGAGUCCUCAAGACGAUUCCCCACCAGAAUGGAUAUGAGGGAUACAGGCAGAUAGCCCUGGAUCUCAAGCCGUCCUCAAGGACACGUGCACUCGCCCUGAUGACUGCGAUCAGUUCAUGGCCCUUGUUCGAUCAGAAACAGGGGUUGCUGUCCCAAGUGGUGCGCCUGGAACAGGCCAUGUCUGAGUAUGAUGCUAUUGCAAGUCAGAGCUUGUCUGAUGAUCAGAAGGUUGCAUCUUUGUUGCGGUGCCUCAGCGGCCCCUUGAUGAAGCAUGUGCAGCUUGUGAUGGAAGAUCAUUGGACAUAUGACACUCUUAGAGCCUUGGUCCUCAGGUUUGAUGCCGCGUCCUCCAAAUGGAGCUCUUCCAUUGCUGCCACCUACGGUUUGGGAGAGAAGGGUGGUUCCUACACGAAUGGGCCCACUCCAAUGGAGAUAGAUCGUAUAGGUCACUACAAGCGUGAGUGCAGAGCGUACCAGGCAUACUUGCGUGAGCAUCCCAAUGAAGCCCCAGGUGCAAGGCAGGUGCAGGCUAAGGCCAAAGUGAAUCGCGUUUCGAUGAUUGACCUCACUGCUUUUAGCCCAGGAACCAGCGCGCGAGGUUCUCUUUGCGCUGUGCGUUUUGCAGAGCAUGUCUCUUCUGUGUUUGACAUCAGUGCCAGUGAUCAUGAUGCUGCUUGGACCGUGAGCCCUUCCGUGCUUGAACAGAAGAACAUCAGAGCUGUCACCACUGCAGAUCUAGCUGAAUCCGAUGACGAGUCCAGUGCAAUCGACAUCAUCAUAGACUCAGGUGCUGAUGAGUCAUGCCUUCCCGCAGAGAUGGCGUGGUGUGGCACGUCACUCGGUGGUGCCACUGCCGACUUUGCAGAUGCUCAAGGCCAUCUGCUGGACAUCAUGGAUCACAGGUGUCACGAGUUCCAGGAGAUUGUGCCAGGAGUGUGGUGUUUGUCAGUGAUGAGUGAUCACUUCAUUGACGUGACAGCUGCAAUGCCCACUUCAGAGCUUCCAUAUCGCACUACGCUCAUUGAGGUUGAAGGCAGCUGGAGGUUGGCUGAGAUGUCGCAAUUUGUGUACGGUCUUGAUGACCCAGCAGCAGCUCUUCCUGAGGUGACCGAGCCCUGCAAUUGCAUUGUGUUUGCACACGAGCAG